Messenger RNA from Dibothriocephalus latus, 591 nucleotides. NCBI's taxonomy places the organism in Eukaryota, Metazoa, Platyhelminthes, Cestoda, Diphyllobothriidea, Diphyllobothriidae. The record is from the annotation of a GenBank genome assembly.
AUGCGGAAAAAGGGAGUGGCGUUUGAAGACUAUGUGCAAACAAUUAGUAACAAAAGAUUCAAAGCCAGUUGGACCAAACUGCUUCGAAUUUUCCAACCAAUAAAAGCGCCGAAAACCCUCUUAAAUAAUCCGCAGCAAGGCCCUAAGUUCUGCAUUCCACGCAAAAAACCGAAGCAACUAGAAUCAGAAACCGAAUCUAAGAGCUUUGUUAUCCAGACGGCCGAUCUAAAAUAUACCAAGCCUAGAGAAAUUGACUAUCUCAAGUCGACGCUGGUGAACUGCUGCCAGCAGUACUUAAGAAAGGCUGCAACAAACAAAGAUCCCUUAACAAAGGCUCAUCUGGAUAGCCUAAUGGAAGUCCGAAGAAAUGAAAACAUCGUGCUGGCCAGACCAGACGAAGGGUCCGGAAUAGUACUGAUGAAUAAGAAUGAUUAUGUCGCGAAACUAGAAGCUAUCCCAGCAGAUCGUACAAAGUUCUCAAAAUCCGAGAGUGACAAAGAUCGGACAGAGGCUGUCGAGGGUCAUGUAACUAAAAUUCUCAAAGACCUCCACAAAGAUGGUCUUUUGUCUGACAAAGAGCUUGAAAGAUAG